AAAGUAUGAUUUGACAUUUCAUAUUAUAUGUUCGACCAUAAAGUAAAGAAAAGAACAGAAAAGACACAGUGAAUUGGAUGAAAUCAACUUGAGGAAUUAUUGCAUAUAUCUACCAUUGUAUAUCAGAAUGUGUAAGAAACAAUCAGUAGAAUGUCAGUACAAAUGGUUGAAGAGAUUUUUAAUUGUGUCUAAUUCAUUAAAUUUGGUAUUUGGUACAUGUUUAAUUGUUAUGGGCAGUUAUGUACAUCUAUUUCUGAGUACAUUUUUACGUAAUAUGCCAGUUCAUAUGUUAUCAUUGACAUUUAUCAUGAUGGCACUUGGAUGUCUUCUGUUCUCACUUGGUAGUAUUGGUAUAUUAUUCGUUUUAACUGGACGUCGAAGAAUUAAUGCACUUGUAAAGUUGAAUGCUGUUGUGAACUAAUACUAAUUUUGUUAUUUAUUUAUGAUUACAGUAUACAGUACUGUUGAUAGUGGCUGCAUCAAUCAGUAUCAUUGUUAUUGUAACGACAUCCAUUUUGCGUAAAAGGUAAUGGUUUUAAUCAAGUAAAUGUUUCCUACUCAUAUUAUAAACAUUUGUUUAAUACGGUUUGUUCAAUACUUAGAUGGGUAUGAUGUUUCGAGAUAUCAUCAAAUAUUCUAUCAACCAGUAUACUAGGAAAAAUAGUUAUGCAGCAUUUGUGAACACAAUACAAUUGCAGCAUAAAUGUUGUGGUGCAAAUUCAGUCAUGGAUUAUACUGUGAGUAAUCUCUCAGUACCAGUUUCAUGUUAUCCUGACAAAGCCAUAAUACCGCAUAAAAAAGGUUGUGCGAAAAUGCUUAACGCGAUCGUCCAAUGUCAUUUAACUUACAUCACUUCAUUACUGGUCGUGUUUUUACCGAUGGGAAUAGCCUCAAUGGUUUGUGGUAUACUUAUGCUACACAAAGUGAAAUUUGUCCCAUGGAAAACAAGAUUUGCUCAUUGUUGAUAGCUUCAAUAAUAUCGUUUAAUUGAUAAUUUGACAUUUAUACUAUUGUAAUGAACCGACAAUGAGAAUGUAACAUUGUUUGAGCAUCUUCGAUGUAACUGUGAAACACUGUCAGUUGGUUUUGUCGAUAUCAUUUUACAUUUGUGGCAACUCUUAUACAAUCAAAUUCGAUUGUCGUUAAAUUUUGUUAAGCGCUUUCAUUAGCUUAACUAACAGACAAUGUUAUUCGAACAGUAACAAUUCGUUUAUUUCUUUGUACUAUUAUGACCAGUAUCUUGUCUGUAUAAACGAGUGCGCUUGUUCACAUGAUAGCCAUGCAUAUACUUCUCUGGCUAAAAUGUUGAUGGCUCAAAUAUUGCUCGAUGAAUCAUUCUGUUCCCCAUGUCCUCGAAUCCUAUUAUUAGCCUUUGAAUUGCCUAGCUGGGCCUUAUUCAAUUUGACUAUAAUUCACCUCUGUAUUUGCUCGCAUACACACAUUCGCCUUUCUGCUUUAAAUUCACUCGAUGAUCUUGUAGCUUUGUGAUCUGUGCUAUCCGCUAAUAAACGGUAUUCGCCGCUUCUUAUUGCCUUCUGACUUCAGACACCGUUGACAUUUACACAAUAACGGUUAUCAAGGUGAUUGAUUAACGAAGAUAUGCCACUUCAUAUUCUUCAUAUUCCGGUAUUCAUUAGAAAUUCUUCUAGGCAAAAACCAUAAACAGAUCCAGCUUUUGUAUAAAUUUAGAAUUCUCUGUGAUCGUUACGGAUUAUAACUGAACAGAUGGUUUUAUUAUCAUUCUAUUUGAUACAAUGAUUGGAGAUAUUAGAGUUCGUUAUCCACUUAUCACUAUCUACGUUAGACUAAUUUUUCAAUGGUUUUCUGUACAGUAAGAGUAAAUGAAAAAUGUUUAUUAUUUCUGUUAUUAAAUAAAAGAGGCAGGAAGUAUGGCCACAUUACCUAGCCUUACUUUGUCUUGGAUUUCUGUAUGCAACUCAUUAAAAAUCCUGAAAUUUGAUUCAUUAGUUCCAGUAUAAGGGUUGUGUCACUUUGAAUAAACGUUUUUCUUUUUCAUUCUCUUCUAAACAAUAGAAAAUGAUAACUCAAUAGAUGUUAGAAAAUGAAACACAUUUUUCCGAACCCUCUUACACUCUCUUCGUAUUUGUACUAUAAAGAACUAAAUACAUGACAAAUGCAGUAUUUGCAAUACCGUAUUGAUGGCACUUAUGUCUAUUAUCACCGUCUUGUUUACAAUAACGUUUCAUAACCCAAUAAUAAUACCAUCUGUUUUUCCGUGAUUUGUGGAAACUCAUAAUUAAUGUCAUUUACUCAUACA
Schistosoma haematobium is the source of this 2278-nucleotide messenger RNA. RefSeq lists its product as uncharacterized. The transcript is spliced from 4 exons. Lineage: Eukaryota; Metazoa; Platyhelminthes; Trematoda; Strigeidida; Schistosomatidae. The record is from RefSeq and is a predicted model, not a curated record. Gene Ontology annotation, cellular component: membrane. The coding region runs from base 603 to 965 and encodes 120 amino acids.